This is a messenger RNA of Symbiodinium sp. CCMP2456, 1809 nucleotides long. NCBI's taxonomy places the organism in Eukaryota, Dinophyceae, Suessiales, Symbiodiniaceae. The record is from the annotation of a GenBank genome assembly.
GACGUGCAUACUGAACUGACUUUGUCUAGAGCAGUGGGUGGUGCAGUUAGUGUUCAGCUGAAAAGCUGGCAAGCCAAAGUGAUCCUGAAGUCGGCAUCGCAGAAGCAGAUCGACCGUAACAUCAGUGCUCUGACUGAUCUGUGCAGGGCGAAGGGAGCUCAGCUCCCACCAUUAUUCGAGCUACAGUUUCUUGCAAUGGUGAUGUGCCAAUACACAGGAGACACAACUCGGAUGUUUGAUCGAGUCAAGGCCUUUCUUCUGAGCAACAUUGCUUUGCUCACUGUUCGGACACGACAGGCUACAACCUGGAACGAUGACUCAUCCUUCAUUCAGACUCUGGAUCGCGUCACAAACUCGGCUAAGUGGCAAUGUCCAGUGAUCACCCACGGCUACACCAGUAUACCAGGCCGUCCACUUUUUCAGGUUCCUCUGACGCAUGCUCAGCAGAUCCAGCGAGGACCCCUGUCGGGUCCUACAGACGAUGCCAAGACUUUUCGUCGUCGGGACGAGUAUCCCGCCAUCGGUCGCGCUCCAGAUCACCUUUGCAUAGACAGGGGUAUUGCAGGCAUGGACAUCUUUGAUGUUCCUCUUUGUAAGGUGGUUUCGGGAGCACAGGAGAACUGGGCAUUACGGCAGGUGGCACAUGGCCGCACGGUUCAGUGGGAGAACUUUCGGUCCAGACAGGAGGCCAUCUUCUGCGGAGUGUUGACGUGGGCGCUUAGGUCAGACCAGGCCGAACAGGAGGGUACUGAUUUUGUUACCGUUCUCAAUGCUUCUCAAAAGAAGUUCUUUCCCGAAGCUGACAUUCAUGAUUGGAAUGCUCGCUACAACACAAUCAAGAAGUUGGCUGACGAUCUUGUUCGGGACUUGCGGAAGAAAGCCCCAGUGAGUACCAAUCAAACUUUGUUGAUGAGGCUUCAGACUUUGGAAUCGGAGAAUGCUCGGCUUGAGGGUCAAUCGUCACGUCCGUCUCAGCCGGAGCCCAGGCAGGCGCAGCGGAAGGGCAGGUCCCGACCAAGGCCAAGAUCCGCACCGGUAGCCAUGCCUGUUAAGGAAAAACAGCCGGAGCACCAAGAUGAUGCAGACGCGGCAGCAUUCGGAUCAGCGCCGCCAAUCCUUGAGGGCGAUGUUGAGUCUCCAAGUGUUGAGGACGAGCGUGAACCAGGACCAGCCGCGCCAGAGGACACCUAUGCGCAGCACUUGCCACAGUCGGGUAGUGUUCGUUUUCUUGAGAACUGCAAUUUGCCAGGCACCAGUAUGAAGCAUAUCAAUAGCUGGCUUGCAUCAACCGCUUUGGGGAAAGGGAAGAACAAAGCUAUUGACACCGCUGUUGCUGAGUUCCUUGCGGCGUGUGCUAAGAUUGAUGAUGGCUACAAAAAACCAGCGGUUCGGAUUGCAGUGGAGUGGGGCCUUUCAGUUACAACCGCAGCCAAGCUCAGUGAAGUGUGCUUGACUCGAUUGAUUGCAGGAGCUUAUUUGUUAGCUUCGGGAGCACUCCACAGCACCGAAGAAGAAGAGGCGACAAUUUGUCGUCACAUUUCUCCAUUGGUUUUCAUUAAGUCUCCCUGUGCUUUACCUUCGUUUGCCACACAAAACAGUCGACAGAUUCAUGUGGGUUCGAUCCUACAUUUUUUCAUGUGCUUUGACAUCCACUUCUUUGCCCUGCUUUUCCAGGAUUUUCUGUCACAUUCGGGAUUUGAUGACUCAGGUUCCUGUGGAGUAUCCAUGGGAAUGGCACCAACAGGACCAGAGCUGUUAAUCAGCUCCGACUCAUCCUUGAAUCUCGGAAAGGACAUUAUCCUCCAGUGA